Messenger RNA from Haliotis rubra (blacklip abalone), 2172 nucleotides. Its product is annotated as arginine and glutamate-rich protein 1-A-like. The transcript is spliced from 4 exons. The coding region runs from base 881 to 1270 and encodes 129 amino acids. NCBI's taxonomy places the organism in Eukaryota, Metazoa, Mollusca, Gastropoda, Lepetellida, Haliotidae. The record is from RefSeq and is a predicted model, not a curated record.
GACAGUUUGAUUGACUAUGGCUGAAUCUGGAUCUGACCAACUGCUCUCCCCCGAAACCUCCCCGGAAGCCAGUGCUUGAAGACGAAACAUCUGUUGAUGAUGAUGUUCAGGCGGAGCUGUACCCUGGCAGAAGUUAUGUUAAAACUGAACGACGUAUAAUGCUAAUAGGCAUAACCGGAUCGGGAAAAAGUGCGACCGCCAAUACAAUUCUUGGAAAGGAGGAAUUUCAGUCAAUACCAGGCGCUAAAUCAGUCACAACUAGGUGUCAGUUUGCCGACGUCGAGAUCGCCAAUAGGUCCGUUCUAUUGGUCGACACACCAGGCAUGUUUGAUACAUGUUUUUCAAAUGAGAAGAUCGGAAAGGAGAUCAUGAAAUGCACAGCUCUUACUUCCCCUGGCAUCCAUGCUGUCAUUUUGGUUAUCAGAAUUGGGAGAUAUACAGAGGAAGAAAAACAAACAGUUGAGCUAUUUAAGGAGAACCUUGGACAUGAGCUGACAAAAUACAUGAUGAUUAUCUUUACCGGGAAAGACGACCUCGAAUACGGUGGGAUGACACAAGAAACAUACAUGGAAACAUGUUCAACUUCACUUCAGGAGCUUAUCUCUGAAUGUGGAGGCAGAUUACACUUUUUAAACAACAGAUCUGGUGAAGAACAAAAAGACACGUUUAGGAGGGAGCUGGUAGAUGCCAUUGACACAAUGGUGGAGGAAAAUGGUGGAAGAUGUUACACUAACCAAAUAUUAGAGGAGGCUGAAGCCAUCAUGAAGAAGAAAGAAAACGAACUGAAGAAAGAGAUUGCGAAGGGACGUAGACCAGAACGGAAAAGUUACAGCAACAGUUAGAAAAAAUCUUUAAUAAAGACAACCCACAGCUCGUGAAAAUGACAACGGUGAACAAUGGAAAUGCAAGAGACGUUGCGCAGAGGACUCUAGAAGUACUAGAGAAGAAAUAUAUGGAACUCAAGCACAAGUUUAAAAAAGUCAAAGAUAAAGUGGACAAGCAGCUGAGAGAGAAAGAGGAUGAGUUAAAGAAGCUUAAGGAAGAUAAUGAACGGCUGGUGGAAGCAGAACAACAGAAGUUGCAUGAGGAGAAGCUGAAGGUUGAAGAGGCGAAAAGGUUAAAGGAGGAGAUAGACGAGAUAGAAAUGAAGGAUGAAGAAGAGGCAAGAUUCCAAGCAAGGAAGGAAAUUGAGGAGGAAAAGGGAUUCUUUGAUGUCUUCCGGAGGGGUUGGAAUAAACUGAAAAGCAUGUUAACGUUGAAAGUGUUUUAGACAGUAUGAUUUUCAUGCAAUAGCGGCAUAAAGUAGUAAUCUGCAGAUAUUUCUCAUGCAGUUACAAUCAUGUUACACCUCAAUGUACAUAUCUGCGUAGGAGGAAUGUUAUUGUUUAGCAGUGUUUGUGAGUAGCUCACCUUCAUGUAUGCAUUGUGAUACGUAUAUCUCCAAUAUUGGUUCAGUCCUUAGUUUGCCAUUCGCAUUUUCAAAACUUUCGAAAAGAUAUAUCUCUUUUGUGAACUUUCACUGCUAGCUAGCCUUGAUUGUCUGCUCCAAAGUUCGCACUCUGUGGUCGCUCAUUGCUACCCGGUGCCUCCAUUGCCAGGAAUUGUUACACUUGACGACGUGCUCUUCUACUGUCUGGUCAGUUUCGCUUUUAUGGAUAUUAUGUGAUAAAUUGGAUCCUCUACUAGCUUGACGCACUAAUAUAAUUGGCAAGGGUAUUAAAGUACCCCCUGUUCCCCUGCCAUUAAUCUGUGAAUAAUUACUUUUCUUGGAAUAAACUUGCCUAGAUCAAUACUUACCACUUUUAGAAGUCAAAAUUUCCUGAAGGUCAAGUACCCUAUUAAUCGGAAAGUCAGGUAGUACAUUGUUUUGCGUCCAAUUGAUGUAUUUUAAUAAUAGGUCCACAGCUGCCUAUAUUUCCCCAUCUAGCCAAGUCUAGCUUAUUCACUCAUUAGAGUGAAUGCUUCCCUGGAUUAUGUGUCUUACUGAUUGUCCUGUCAGCAUGUUGGUGAAGAUAUCUUAUGCAAUUGGUGGAGUACGGUUGUCAGUUAAUAGCUAACCUGAGCAUAAUUUAUUCCUUUUUCUAUCUAUCAGUUAUCCUUUCCAGUGUCUAGCCACUUUAGAUUUUUCUCAUUGGUUGUAUCUAGCUGAUAAUAAUAAAACUGUCAAAGUCA